AUGUCAGCGAUUACUGUAUUGGCCUUUUGGGCCGCGGCUCGGCGCGGGCGUGACGCCAUGGCGAGACAUCACUACAACCUAUUUGAUAUCAUGGCUGAGUCAGACAAGACGAAGGUGUUAGAUUGGCAACAAACUCCAUCGGAUAACCCACCCGAGAACGCAGAGUCGGUCUCUGAAUCGCGACCAACGCUCGAGCAGGCGCGGAGGUUUCUCGACGAUGAUGCAGUCCGCACUUCGAGCUUAGAGAAGAAGGCAGAGUUUCUGAAAAGCAAGGGGUUUGGGGAUGAGGAGAUUCAGAAACUAUUGGGCGGUGAAGCCGAACCGCAACAAGCAAAAACAGAGGUGGAAACCAAGUCGGAACCGCCAGAGACGUCUAAAGAUGUUACGCAGCCACGUCCAUCCACUGUGUCUUCACAAGCAUUAUCGACAACACCAAGCAGUACCCCCCCUAUCAUUACCUACCCCGAGUUCUUGACACAUUCUCCGCGGCCACCACCUCUCAUAACCCCGACACGCCUUCUCAACAUCUUCACCGUCUCAGGCACCGCCUGGACGUUUCUUUAUGGAGCAGCACGCUUCAUCGUGGAGCCGAUGGUUGAGACGCUCAACGAGUCACGAACCGACUACUACAGCCACGUCAACUCAAAGCUCUCGGAGCUGGUCGAAAAGCUCGAAGGCGCCGCAAGUGAAGUGCCCUACAAGAACGGCAAGCUGCUCAAGUCAGACGAGAACGUCGACGUCGACGAUAACAGUAGCUACGACGACCCGACGGAGCUCUUCCACCGCGACAUCGGGACGCAGACCUCGCCGCCACCGCUAGCCUUCCCCCGGGGCACCGCCGCCGGGUCAACUGAGGCGCCCAUCGACGUGCAAGCGCGGCGGUUGGCCCAGCUCACGUCUUCGCUCCAGGAUCUGACCGAUAUGUACACCAAAAAGGCCGAGAACUCGACCGACCUGCACAACACAGUGCGCGAGAUCCGCGACGAUGUCGACAAGCUGGCUUACCCUCCCAUGCCCGAGUACACGUCCCUGUACGGGGGGCCUGGGUUCGGCACGGGGCGGUCGUCGGAGCCCAAUGACGAAUAUCAGAAGACUAAGGACGCUAUACGUAGUGUGAAGGGAUUGUUCCUGUCAGCGAGGAAUUUUCCGGCCGCAGCAGCAGUGAGACAGGAUUCCGUUGCAUCGGCGAGAUAG
This is a messenger RNA of Pseudomassariella vexata, 1194 nucleotides long. Its product is annotated as peroxisomal membrane anchor protein conserved region-domain-containing protein. Gene Ontology annotation, biological process: protein import into peroxisome matrix, docking. Gene Ontology annotation, cellular component: peroxisomal membrane; peroxisomal importomer complex. Gene Ontology annotation, molecular function: signaling receptor binding. NCBI's taxonomy places the organism in Eukaryota, Fungi, Ascomycota, Sordariomycetes, Amphisphaeriales, Pseudomassariaceae. The record is from RefSeq and is a predicted model, not a curated record. The coding region runs from base 1 to 1194 and encodes 397 amino acids. The transcript has 2 exons.